AGCAUGAUAACGGCCCGAGGUCCAUGAUAACGGCCCGAGGUCCCACCAUGCCGGGUUUGGCGGCCACAAACUGGCUGGCUGUACACAUGUGGACGCUUCUGGAUCUCUGGUGACGGGAUGGCCCAGUCGGCUACCAAUUUCGUGAACUUGGCCCGCUUCCUGAGAGACGAAGAUAACUGACAGCAGGUGAUCGAAGAUCGAAGUGAUUGAGCCGUGUAUACGAGAGAAUCAACUUGUGGAGACAUGCUGUGUCGGUGUGCUGAGUGAGAUACGGAUUCUCCGAAAUCAAACUGCGGCUAUCCUGCUGCUGGAUCUGUACGCGCACGGUCAACUGUGAGAACCCUCAGCGGCUAAGAAGAAUCUAAUAGCGGCUGUGGCCGAGGCCUUCCACCACUUCAAGUCUACAAGCUUCUUCCGUCGCACCUCAUCAUGGCGCUCCAGUGCAGUGAAUGCGUUAGGCUGGCGUUUAUGGUUCUGACCGUGAUGACGACGACCUCCGGCCUUGUGCUGCUGGCUGUGGGGAUCACAGCCCUCGCCAAGGACGACUGGCAGCUGAUAAAGCUGCUCGACACCGCACUCUGCCCGGCCGUAGGAGGCGUGCUGACCGCUGUCGGAGGCCUGGUGACCCUCCUCGGGGUCCUGGCUGCCUGCGCCGUGAAGUUCGAGGACCGUCGCCUGCUCACCGUCUUCUUCUGGGUGACGCUGAGUCUUCUGGUGGUCUCCGGCAUUGCACUGGUGGUGGGUUUCGGGGUCGGCGCGCAGACCGCCCUGCAGGACGUCCAAAGGCAGCUGUUCGCCUCCACCAAGAGGUACAACAGUGACUUUGAGACGCGCCGUCUGUGGGACGAACUACAGAAAGAGUCGCAGUGCUGCGGCGUCGAGAGCGGGUUCGACUGGUCACCCGUGAUGGGCAUAAACCAGGUGCCCAGCUCGUGCUGUCUCAGCCUGCCGGGCACGGGUCAGUGCACGGCCACGAAGGGCGCGUACAACGCCGGCUGUGAGCGGAAGGUAUCGGAAGCGGCCGCGGCGUUCAGUGCCGUCACGGGCGCCACAAGUGCCGCAGUGGCCGUACUCCUGCUGGUCGCCAUGGUAACGUCAUACGCGCUUAUCAAAGACUCGGAAGGUGGAAGUCAGUAUUCGGUGCUCGGCUGUUCAGGAUGAUCAGCUUGAGAUGAAAAGGAGUGACAGUGUGCCUUGUAAAUUGAUUGACUGUUGUGCUUUCAUUUGCGUUUAUGUAAGGUAAAUAAUCGAUGCCAAGACGGCUGUUUGCUGCUUUAUAUACCUACCUACCUACUGAAGUACCCAUGCCUAUGUCAAAUAAAGGCCUAUGUGGACA
This is a messenger RNA of Amphibalanus amphitrite, 1336 nucleotides long. Its product is annotated as tetraspanin-9-like. Bases 430 to 1161 code for a protein of 243 amino acids. Lineage: Eukaryota; Metazoa; Arthropoda; Thecostraca; Balanomorpha; Balanidae. Gene Ontology annotation, cellular component: membrane. The record is from RefSeq and is a predicted model, not a curated record. The transcript has a single exon.